Thalassophryne amazonica is the source of this 6417-nucleotide messenger RNA. RefSeq names its product myb/SANT-like DNA-binding domain-containing protein 2 (gene msantd2). NCBI's taxonomy places the organism in Eukaryota, Metazoa, Chordata, Actinopteri, Batrachoidiformes, Batrachoididae. The transcript is spliced from 4 exons. The record is from RefSeq and is a predicted model, not a curated record. Bases 53 to 1726 code for a protein of 557 amino acids.
UUGGGAUGGGGCCGAAACAACAUAACUUCCUUCCCUUAGCAACAGAAUCAAGAUGGCGGCGUCCAGUAACGCAGAACAUUCUCCGGAGGUAACGACGCCGUUAAAGAUACUGAAAAUGGAGGUGCCAUCUCCAGAAUCGGAGGAUUUAAGCGACAGUAAUCAGUACCACUCCAACCCUUCCACGCCGAACCGCUUUUCGCCUCUCAACGUGGGCUCCGGGCCGUCGGGUCGGACGGCGGCCUCGUCCUCUUCCUCCAGCAGCUUCACUGCGUGCCGGGGGAUGUCGUGGACUCCGGCCGAGACCAACGCUCUGAUCGCGGUGUGGGGCAACGAGAGACUGGCCGAGGCGAGGAUCCAGCAGCUGGAGGUGGCCGGCACCGUGUUCUCCGGGAAGGCCCCGGGUCCUGCCAUGUACGAGCGGGUCUCCAGAGCCCUGGUGGAGCUGGGCUACGAGAGGACCCCGUCCCAGUGCCGAGAGAGGAUGAAGACACUACGACGAUGCUACAGCCGAGUGAAGGAACACGGCAUCGGCAAAAGGAAGAGCAGCUACACGAUCGAGCAGCUGGAGAAGGUGUUUGGCCAGGGAGGCUGGGACGCCCAGGGCUGUGCUCCGGUGCUGAUCAACAGCAGUGGGCUGUAUCAGGAGAUGGAGUCUGAUGGCAGCACACUGGAGGACUUCUCCCAGGAGGACUGGUGCAACCAGGUGCUGGACUCAGCGUUCCAAGAAGGAGACAUGGAGACCGAGGAAAUCCAGGUGCCGAUAAGCCAAGUUCUACAGAUUCGAGCACAACUGUCACAACAAAUGCAGAAAAGGGACAUGAUGCAGACUGUGAUACAUAUCCUUGAGUCUGUGCAGCUUAAAUGGGAGCCCUUCCAGACAUGGACUGAGUUCUCACGACUACACCUGUCCAAUAAACUCGCCAUCUUUGGUGUGGGCUACAACACCCGCUGGCGUGAAGACGUGCGUUACCACUAUGCUGAAAUCAGCUCGCAGGUGCCAUUAGGCAAGCGGCUUCGCGAGUACUUCAACCCAGAGAGGCCUGAGGGCCGGAUCAUCAUGACCAAAGUUCAGAAGAUGAACUGGAAGAAUGUCUACUACAAGUUCUUGGACAUUACCAUCAGUGAGGCGCGUUGCCUGGAGCUGCACAUGGAGGUGGACUGGAUCCCUGUCACCCAGUCUAAGGUGACAGGCUGUAACAAAGGAAUAUCGCACUACCUCCUUCCUGGGGACGUCCCCAAGUCACAUGGUCUGUAUGCUAUUGGUUGUGAGGUGGCCUCAUGCUCUAAUGACACUGCACAGACCACCUCCCAGAGUCAUAGUCGAGACCAUAGCUUACAUCAGUGCAAGCAAGAGAAUGGAGCACCAAGCCAGGCAGAUGUUGAAGGAGCAGCAAAAGGUGACACAACUGGAGCCAAAGUCUCUUAUUGCUACCUGGGCAUCGCUGAGGAUAGGACCAUACAGCAGUGUCUCUUCCAGCACUUUCAGGGUUCCAGCAAGCACUCUGUCCACAGGGAACCCUCAGGUAUCACCCGGUUCCUGCAGGAAAACUGUCGCAGCGGUAUCAAAAGCCAUGAUGGCAAAGGAGAUGAAGGUUCAUCUCAGCUUUUGGCCAUUUACAUUAAAUUCAUUGAGGUGGAUCUGGACUUCCUGUCUGCAGGCUCCCUGGUGGAGUGCCUUGAAAAUGCCAUUGGUUAUUCUUUAAAAUACAACAAAGAAACACUGUAAUUAUUACUUCAAUGUUUUUGGACUAUUGCUAUAAUUACCGCCAAUGGGGCAACAUGAAAGGUGACCAGUUCUGUCCGUUGCAAAGCAUGGAUGUGUAACAGAUAUGGUUUAGCAGCCUUUUCUGCUCUCUGUAAUUGUCAUUCAAUUUUUCAUUUGUUAAUCAAGAGAAAUAAGAAAGAAGGUGCACAAGAUGGCAAAUAUAAUGUGCUCAAAAAGUGGGAAAAGAAGCUAAACAGCUAAAACAAAUGUGCAAAAUUGUUUUGGGCCAAAAAAAAAGUGCACUAUAAAGGUUGCGCUGCUUGUUUAAGAUUGUCGAUCAGUGCUGCCUCAGUGAGUGUGUGUGGUCAGCGGUGGGACUACUGCAGUAUGUAUCUGUCUACCUCAGUAGAUUGUAGCAAACAAGGCAGCAAGGGAACCAUAGUUUAUUUUUCAUAAACGGCCUUUAUGUUGAAUGUCAAGGUUUGGACCUGAAUCCACAAACGAUCGCAAGGCACAAACAUUCUUCAAUUUCACUGCGCGAUGUAAUUUCAAGCGUGUCAUCUUGACACAUUUGCCUGCAUAUCUUAAAUUUGUCCACCAGGGACAGAUUAGAAUUUAAUAAUUUCUCAACCUUCCCAGCGUGGCAGCUUAGUCAGCAAGGGUUCAGUUAAGGAUUAUACAUUCUAAGGAUGCUACAAUCAUGUUGAAAGCUUACACAUUAUCCUGUCUUUACAGCAAUAGUUUGCACCAUCUGUUUUAUUUGUGGUGGUGUAAUGGACCAUAGUUGAUCCAUGAUUCCCCAAGCGAACAGUUUGGCACAUAUGACCUGUGGUUUAAUUGCAAAGCUUAAGUAGUAAAUCCCUUUGGCUGCUCCCUUGUUUUCAGUUAGGGUCACCACAGCAGAUCCUAGGUAGAUCUGCAUGUUGAUUUGACACAGGUUUUAGGCCAGAUACCUUUCCUGAUGCAACUCCACAUUACAUGGAGAAAUGUGGCAGGGGUUGAACCAGGAACCUUCCACACUGAAAGUCCAAGUCCACCACCCCUGCAACAGCAAAGCUUAAAUAAUAGUGUGUAAUACUGACUUAUUGUCAUAGUGACUUGUUUUUAAAGUAAUAUCUGUUUAACUGUUGAUGCUGAGUUGCGGCUUUGUGUUCAUGUGAAUGGACCAUAUUAAUUGCAGACUGUGUCUGCUGCUUUGCACUUGGAUUAAAACAGCCCGGUGCAAGAUUGCUAAACACUGGGAUCCAAGCACGGAAAGAAUCAUUCUCAAAUAUAAGGAGUUAAGAAUGGAGGGUGUACACUGCAUUUUCCCUGUGCCGUCCUGAGCUGAGCGUGGGUGAGGCCGAGGUGGCUGGUAGUCCAUUGUUCUCCCGGCAGUGUGGGAGUUGGAGACAACUUUUCCUGGCCUUUGACAAGUGGCAUACCAAGCUGAAGGUGCAUGUGGCAAUCAGAUGAGGUGCAGUGAGCUGUGCCUGGCAUCUCAGUACCUACCAAAGGUGUUCUAUUAAGCUUUAAAACAUUAUUAAAACAUUUGACACUUUGUUUUCAUUCAUUGCCCAUGGCAGUGUGGAAAGCAAAGUUAUUUGUUUUUUCUGAUCUGAAAAAAGAUUGGAUCUGUGACUAAAAGCAGUGAUCUGAUCCAAACUCAGAGUUUUGUGAUAUGUUGCACUCUUAUUUGUAGCAAAAAGGGGUGACCAAAAUUGGAAACAGGCUAAAAUAACCUUUUUGGUAUUUUUUAGGUAUUUUUAUGAUCAGACAGAUGUGAUAUACUUUCAACAUGAGGGUCAGGCAGAAGUGAAUCCUUCAACUUCUACCUGGAUCUAGCGGCAACGUACUCUGGAAAGAUUAUCACACAUUUUGGUGUAGAUCGUCAUACACUGAGGCUGGAAUCAAAUGGUUUUGUCACCUUAGGUGGUCCCAGAAAUGAGCCUCAGCUAAUGGUUGACUUGUCUUCUUGGUGAGCUCACUGCUUGACUUACUUUUCACUGUGGAACUGCUUUGUAACAAUUCUGGGCAAGUCCAGUUUUGUUGAAAUUUUCUGCUGUUUUCAUUUUGAAGCUGUUCUUUUUCUUUGUAUUUGCUUGUACUGCCCUCAUGCUUGACAGGAGUAUUGAAGGUUGUAGCUGUGUCACUUUCUUUUUUAGGACAUGUAAAAAAGGGCGUGAAAUGAGCGCAUGAGGUCACAAUGUCACGUCUGUCAUGCAGUCGCGCAUUUAAGAGUAUAUUUGUGCCUUGUGAGGUGUGAGUGGUUAAUUCACGACUUACCUUUUGUACGUUGAACUAGGCUGCAGUUAGGGAUGCUUUAAUGCAAUUAAGUGGCCAAAAGCAACACAUCGUUAUUGGCUGAUAGCUUGCAAAUUGUGUUUAAUUAAUAUGGAUACCUGCUAAUGCUGUUGCAUGGAUGUUUUUGUUUGCAGUAAGUGGAUUAUGUUUUUGUCUGAUAGCAUAUUUACUCAAACUGUUGAACCAAGUUAUAGAAUUCGAUGGACCAAUUACACCUCAGUGAUGAAACAGACAAAGAUCAGGAACUUGCAUUUUGUGAUAGAUUUUUGAUAUGUUUUGUCUUACUGAAAUUGGGUAGACGUGCAUCACAUGACAAAAAUGUAAAAGUGUCUGGAAACAGUGGAGGUGUGGACUCUGAGUUUUGCUGUAGUUCCCUUAGCUUCCUUGUUGACAUUGAAAGAUUUUUAGAGCUUUGAAAUACCUUUUGGCAUGCUAGUGCAGUUCAGGGUUUACAGCUUUGCUCCUAUUUGAGCCAAAUCUGAUGUACAAAAUGGGAAAUAAGUCAACACUCCUGUAGUCUUUGUCUGAUGUUCUAAAAUGUCAUCACAUCAAAGCAGAUGAUAUCUGAGUUGAAUUCGCAGCAUUUGGGGCAGUACUGACCUUAGCUGGAGAAUGAACCUACGAUAGACUGGCAUCCCGCCCAAGCGGAGUCGAAGGCGAUGUCUCAAUUCGGGGGACGUAUCCUUCGAACGCUGCGUUCAAUCACCACCAGAAGAGCAGGCCUUGUGAGAACAGAGAAGCCAAGCCAACAGAUCUGAAAUAAGACUGGAGCAUUUUGCAAUUGCGUCAUUAGCUUAUCCUGUGCCGUCAUGCUGUCAUCUAGCAGCCAUGACAACAGUACAUGACAUGCUAGCAUAAUGGGUGUAACUCAUAGAGUAGUAAUCAUUUUUUAUAUUUAUUCAUAUUCUACUUAUAGACAUCACUUAUGUAUAAUUGUACAUAUGAUGCGUGGAAUUGUUUGGGCUGCGUUGGAUACACCUGUUGCAGCUUUCAUUUUCAGGGGAAAGAAGGUUGCAUUUGCCAUCCACAUUCCAAGUAGCAUUGAACUCAGUUUAUUCUUAGUCUUUUUCUUUAUAUAGUGCCAAAUCCUAGUAUAGGUCAUCCCAAAGUGCUUCACAAGAGUAUGAUCUAUUCAUAGCCAACCCCCAGAGCAAACACAUUGGCAACAGUGGUAAGGGGAAAAACAACCUUGGGCAUUUUUUGAUUGUAGGAAGAAACUCCAAGCAGACCAAACUGCUUUGGCCAAACUGCCAUUAAUAAUAAUAAUAAGAAUAAAGAUUAAUGACUGAUAUGAUUAAACUAAGCAUCCAGGUAAUUAUUAAGUUCAGUGGUAAUAGUAACCAAAUACGUGGUAAAGAUUUUGGACCCAUAAAUUGUGUUCAACACAGUCAGCUGACCGUUAGAGUCCUAAAAACCAUAGCAACUCCCACAGCAUUUCUAAUCCCCCAGUCUUCACAUCGGCACACAACAAGCUCCACAAGAUUCUUGUGAUGCUCCUCGUUCACGAGCCUUUGAAAUGAGACGGCCUAGUUGCAUGACGAUGAUGUAUGCAGUCGAUGAAUGCAGCCUUCAAAGGAUGUAGCCCCAGAAUUGAGACACAGACUCAUCUGCUUCAUGCUGCAGUAUCUGCAGGUAAGCCAUCGACCCAAAGGGCCUCAGGCCUUGUAUAGCACUUAAUACUACUAUUUCACAUCAGGGUAGAAAUGCUUUAUUUUCUCCUUGCUGCUUUCCCAACGUGUAGAUAUGAAGAGAACGAGGUCCAAUUCCUUUUGCUCACUUGUGUGCUGUCCAUGUCAAAUUAAAAAUUCAUUGGUGUUGCAUGUGUCAGCCAUCUUGCAUUGGUGUCCAGUACCUCAGAGCAUCUCUAGCUGCAGCUGGGAGAUUAUGGGUAUCAGCAGGUGGAAACCACAAGAGCUUUGUUCACAAGUUUGGAGUAUCUCUAACAUACUGGUAUUUCAAUUUCAACAGUCAUGCAGUUAUGAGAAUUUGUUUGCUUACAGGUUUAAAGCAGAUGUUAGGGUAUUGAUCUAGGACUUGUAGCUGAUUGUAACUAUAUGCAGCCGAAUUAAAAUUGACAACUUGUCAAGCUGAAAUCUUAUAAUCAUGAUUCCUAAGGUUAUGUGCAAUGUGCCAAGAAAGGACUGUAGGGAAAAAAAAAACAGUGGAUGAUUAAACCAUUGGUUAAGACCAUUUUGAAUCUCUGUACAUGAAAUCAACCUUAUAUAUCUAAUAUAUAUAUUUGCAAAUAUCGAUGUACUUGAGCAUUCCAGCUUUUGCGACUUUGUAUGUUAAUUUGGGUGUACAAUAUAUAUAUAAAUGCUAAUUUUCUAUUUUCUUGAUUGACACAAUGUAUGUGGUUGUUUGAGGUCACGUCUUGUGUGUUUACGUGUGAGAAAAAUAAAUGAGGUACUUGCUGUCACGGGUUUAAA